AUGGCUACUAAAACCCUUACAAUUCUACUUCUGCUCAGCAUUAGUAUUUGCCUCUCUUUAGGGAGGUCUUUGAAGGAGACUGGCGGGUCAAAAUCGGCUCUUUGUUACCCCCCACCAUCAGGCAAUAAUGGUCUAGGGGUAGGUGAUGGUGGAGGAAACAGCAGUGGUGUCAAUAAUGGCUUCGGUGAUGGUAGCAGUGGUGGUGGAGGAGGAGUUGAUGGAGGCAAUGGCAGCGAUGGCAGCAGUGGAGUAGUUGGUGGAGGUGAUGGAAACGGUAGUGGCGAUAGUGGUAGCGGAGUUGGUGGUGAUGGUAGUAGUGGAGGAAAUGGUGGAUACGGUGGUGGCAACGGUGGUGGAGGCAAUGGUGCAAAUGGAGGAGCUGAUGACAAUGGCGGCAGAGGCAAUGGUACAACUGGAGGAGCUGAUGGUGGUGCCAAUAGUGGAAGUGGAGUUGGCGGCGAUGGUUGUGAUGAAGGAGGUGUUGGAGGAGGUGAUGACAACAAUAGCGGUAGCGGAGAUGUUGGCAAUGGAGGAGUUGGGGGAGGCAGCAGAGGUAUUGGUGGAGGAGAAGCUGGUGCGCCCAUUACGGGUGGAAGCGACGGCGGAGAAGUUGGUGGGCCCAUUGCGGGCGGAAGCGGCGGCAGAGCAGAUGGUGGAACUGGAGGUGAUGGUAGUGGCAAUGGUGGAGGCUAUAGAAACAAUGGUGGUGAUGGUGGUGGCGUUGAUGGUGCUGGUGUUAUUUUGGCCCCCAAUUAA
Phalaenopsis equestris is the source of this 756-nucleotide messenger RNA. RefSeq names its product glycine-rich protein 5-like. The record is from RefSeq and is a predicted model, not a curated record. The transcript has a single exon. Bases 1 to 756 code for a protein of 251 amino acids. NCBI's taxonomy places the organism in Eukaryota, Viridiplantae, Streptophyta, Magnoliopsida, Asparagales, Orchidaceae.